GAGCGCGAGCAAGGUCAUUCCCGGCAUUAAGAUGGCGGCGGGCGCCGUCUCGGCGCGGGAGGGUGGCGAGGACGCCUUCCGCCGGCUCUUUCGCUUCUACCGGCGGUGGGAGGGCUCGGACCCUUCUGGGGCCAUUGAUUUCUCGAAGCCAGCGGCGCGGCAGGUAAACCGGACGGUAGUGCCCUAACCGCACCGCCAACGCACGCUCUUGUCUCCAUGGUGACAGCUGCCCCUUCCGGGUUCUUGCACGUGCCGCCGCCCCCCCCCAGGGGGGGAACCUUCUCUCCUCCAUCCCCCGUACAGAUUUUGCCUCUGUAUUUGCAGCUGAGCAGGAAUGCCGGAUGGAGGUGGGAAGGCUCCUCUUCUGGCAGAACUGAAGUUAUUGGGGGCGGCGGGUUUAGGCCAGCUACCCACAACAUGUGCACUCAGGUGUGGAAUUCCUCAGGAAGGGAGAGUGUCGAUUUUUAAUUUUAAUUUUAAAAAGAGACUAGUACAUCAUAUCGCUGCAUGCAAGCAGCCACAAGCAUUCAAAAAUAUAAUUCACACACAUGCAGUCUGAAGCAAUACAGGAUUCUGCUUUUUUUUGGGUAUAAGGCGCAUGAAUUAACAUAUAUGAAAAAUCUAAACUGUUAGCCUUUUAACCAGCCAUAAGAGAGAUGCCAGCGGUUAAAUCUGGAACGUUUAGUCUUCAAGGCAGUGCGCAGUAUUACCAAAGUGUGGCUUUUCCACAAAAUGACCCUGCGUUUCUGAUUGGUGUGUGCUUUUGGGAUUGUUGGUGAAAGGGGUGAAGGAGAGUGGUAAACUGAAUCCUCAUGAACGGUUGUGGGCAGCUAGAGAAAUGAAUGUCUUUUAUUAUAAUAGUUUACAAAUACUGAUGAUUUGUUUGUUCGUUUAUAUCCCAACUUUUCUCCCAGAAAAGUAGGUCAUAAAAAUUGAAGCAAACGUGGAUAAAAGCAUAUAAAAGAUAAUAGUUCAAUUACUUUUCAACUAUUAUCUUUCAUAUGCUUUUAGCUUUCAGUUUUUUAUCCAUGUUUGCUUUAACUAUAAGAGAAUUAGAAUCAUAUGAAAACAAAUCUAGUAAAGAAAAAAACAGUGCAGCACUACUAAAAGCCCUUUCCUUAAGAACAGUUAGCUUCCCCAAACCCACCAGAAGAUUACAGUCUUCACUUCUUGGCAGAAGGAUAAUGAGGGAGCCAGUCUAGCCUCUCUAGUAAGGGAGUUCCAGCCUGGGAACAGUCACCAAGAAGGCCUCCCCCAUGUCCCCACCAUAUAUGCCUGUGAGGGUGGCAGAAUUGAAAGAAGGGCAUCUCAUGAAAAUCUUGGAGCCCAGCCAGGUUCAUUUGAGAGAAAAUGGUUCUUUGGAUAACCUGGGCCUAAGUGUAGGCUAGUUGUCUUUAGGAUAUCUUUUUUUUGCUGCACAAGCAAAGAUACAUUUAUUGAUAUUCAUGGCAUUUUCAAAAGAUUAGCAUCUUACAGCUGCUACAGUUUACUGAUCUGUCACCAGCAUUCUAAUCUUUUCCACUGAAGGGAAAUGGUUACUGUCAGAAGUACAGUGGUACCUCAGGUUACAGACACUUCAGGUUACAGACUCUGCUAAUCCAGAAAUAGUACCUCGGGUUAAGAACUUUGCUUCAGGAUGAGAACAGAAAUUGUGCGGUGGCAGCGCGGCAGCAGUGGGAGGCCCCAUUAGCUAAAGUGGUGACUCAGGUUAAGAACAGUUUCAGGUUAAGAACAGACCUCCGUAAUGAAUUAAGUUCUUAACCCGAGGUACCGCAGUAUGUCCCAUUGAGUUCAGUGAGGCUUACUCCCAGGUAAAUGGGGUUAGACUUUCAGCCUGUUAAUUUCAUAAAGCUCUUUGAGAAAAUUACCUAUGGAUACAAUAUCAUUAUACACACCUAGAGUUGCAGCACCGCUGGACACCUCUUGUGCUCAGAUUGUGAAUUGCAGUAAGGAAGCAACUCGCUGUCUGGACACAGGAAGGCCAACUUAGAAUUGUUCACGUGUUCAGCAGAUUACUUUUAAUUAUGCUCAUGUGCGCUUACCAGAUAGCUGGUUUUUCAUGUGUAAUCAAAGAAGUUAUAAUUACAUUCCCGCAAAUUUAUCUGAUGCUCAAUGCUGCCUCAACAGACUGACAUGGGUCCUGCCUAGUUGUUCAGUUUUAGAAAAGAAUAGGUAAAGGUUCUUGAGCUCUCCUUUAGGAAUGCGCUAGACAUCUUUCUGUGAUAUAAGAACACAUACAUGAACAUGAAGAUAACACAGUACUCCUCCUACCUUAACCUCUACUAUCUUAAACUUUUCUUACAAAAAAACCAAAACAAAUAAAAAAUUUAAAAAAUAAAAUGUAAAUAAAUAAAAAACGGUGAGAUGUAGGAGUGCAAAUAUCCAGAGUGUGGGGGCAGGUGGGAUUACUAUGAGGAAUUAUAAAAUAUACAUGAAGCCAUUGUGUCCACGAUGAAUGCAUUGUGUUGACUGGGUUUGAUACAUUGACAAUAAUUUCUGACCAAAUCCCACAACCCUCUGCAUCUCUGGCCAUUUCCUCUACUGUCCAUCUCUCUUGCCUGACAAGUCACGUACACUGCCAGUUGCUUCACCAGGCAGGCAUCCUGGGUCAUCAAAGAUAGUGGGCAAGUUUCUUUGAUGUAGCUUUCUGAUAUGUUAAUCUUAGGAUGUUAAUCUUAGGGCCAGGAAACAGAUCUCACUUGAAGGGGAUAAUGAUAGCUGUCCUCCUGGCCAUCCUCCUUAUCAUGUAUAUUGCUUGUUUAUCACCUCCUGGGGUUGCCAAAUGCUCUCCUUUGUAGUUCUGUUCUUUGUUUACCCCAUGCCUAAUUAGUUUCGGUAGUUUAACUUUGUCCCCAUGUGGGUUUGUUGAAAUGCUCAGAAGAAAUCUGAUUGGUUCUUACAAACACUCUGUAAAAGUUCUUUUGUGAAUAAAAUGACCUGGGCCAGGGGCUGGAGGCAGACAGAGAGAGAUUAUUAUACGCACCCUUCCCAGAGUCUUGCCGGUUCAAGCCUCUGUGUGUAUUCUUAUUAAUCAGAGUUCAAUCCUUCCUUUACUUUGUGAACGCCUCAUUUGAGAAGCCGCCUGAAGAUGUGUAACAAAUGUUCUACCACUAUGGCACCACAUAAUAAAUGAAAUCAUAUCCAUGUUUGAACAUUUUUCUACUUGUUAAUCAUCUGGGUCAAAACUAUAUGUUACAUACAGUACGAUGUCGAGAUUUUUUUUUAUAUGACUGUUGCUGCAAUUAGGUAGAAAACUAGUGGGGUGGGGAGGGCAUUCUGGUUUUUCUCUGAAUAUCUCUCCCUUUAGCUAGUUCUGCUUUGGGUUCUUAAGUCUAAAUCCUUUAAAGACUCUUUAUUUGUUUAAAUAUGUGAUUUGUCUUUUGUAUGAGCCUCAAGGCAAUUUUAAUAUGCAUCUUAUCUGAGCUUAGGUUCUUGCCUCUGAAAACUAAAGUUACAAUCACCUACUUGGUACUUAAGGGGCCGCUUCAUAUUUUUUAACAAUCAAGUGGCAUAUAUAUUUUAUGAAAUAAAUAAUAGGGUAAUCUUUUUACUGGUCAUGGUGCCUUAGCCAUUGUCUUGAAAAAUAAUUGGCAGUCUAUACACAUGACAAUGGAGAAGUAGUUUAAAAAGAUGACCCGGUGAUAAUUAUGGGCAACUAGUUGGCUGUAAGAGUUGGAAAUCUAGAUGAAUAUGCAAAUUUCUGUGCACACUAAAAGAUUCAGCCAAAUUUAGUGGUGCCCUGAUGAGCAUUACCCUGCAAAUAGAGUGCACAUCCAAAAACAUUUCUGCAUCCAUAUCAGCUGGUUUAUGAAUGGAAGCUUGCUUUUUCACAAGGACUUUCCUCAUUGGAUCAGGGCAAUGGAGCUAAAGUUUGAUAAAAAUGGUUAAGGGGAAUGUGAUAUAAAUUGUAUGAAACUGCAUAAAAAGAGGAAUCUGAAACGAUUAACACUUUUUUUAAUGCUAGAUUUAUACAGUGCUUAUUGAAAACAACAUGAAACAUAUUAAAAACUCUUUAUAUAGACCAGGGGUAGUCAACCUUUUUAUACCUACCGCCCACUAAUGCAUCUUGCUUGAUGGUAAAAUUUUCUGACCGCCCACCAGUGCUCGAUGGAAGGAGGAUUCGACUUGUGCCAUAGAACCCCCCUACCACCCACCUAGAAUCCUGAAACGCCCACUCGAUAGGGACCAGGUUGACAACCUCUGAUAUAGACAAAAAUUUCUUUGGAACUCAUUGCCCCCAUCAUCCUCUUUGGUGUCCUAGAGCAGACUCAGUUGCCAGAAGCCUAGAUGUUGUGAUUGUUGUUCUCUGUUAAUGUCUCCUGUUGUUGAAUUAGCUUUUGCAAAUACAGUGGUGCCUCGCAAGACGAAAUUAAUCCGUUCCGCGAGAGUCUUCGUCUAGCGGUUUUUUCGUCUUGCGAAGCAAGCCCAUUGACGGAUUAGCGCUAUUAGCGCUAUUAGCGGUUCAGCGGCUAUUAAAGGCUUAAAGGCUUAGGGGAUUAGCUGCUAAAAGGCUAUUAAAGGCUAUUAAAGGCUUAGCAGAUUAGAUAAAGGGGGGGGGAAGCGAAAAAAAAAUCUCAAGACUCGCAAGAUAUUUUCGUCUUGCGAAGCAAGCCCAUAGGGGAAUUCGUCCUGCGAAGCAACUUCAAAACGGAAAACCCUUUCGUCUAGCGGUUUUUCCGUCUUGCGAGGCAUUCGUCUUGCGGGGCACCACUGUAUUUGGAGGUCACCCUAAUAGACUGUGUAAGAAUGCAUAGACAAUUGUCCUAAUUUUGGAAUAUUGCUGUUGAACGUUUUUAAUGUAGAUUUCUUAUCCCUUUGAUUGCUCUUUAAAGCUGAAAGGAGAGACCUGUAUCAUGGCCCACGCACUUGUUUGGUACAUCCACAGUGCCUCUGAUUAUCAUCAUCCUUGUCUGUGGCAAAUAUACAAAUUACAUUUGUUCUUCUCUGUGCUUGAUUUUUUUUAAUCAAUGGGCUUUAAACACUGGUGACAAGUCACAAAAGUUCAGUGUAACCUUGUAAGGAAACUGCAUAGGAGUGCUCACUGUGUUAUGCAUUUUACUAGUUAGUUCUCCACUGUGUGUUCUGUCUCUUCCCUGUCUUUUUUUUAAAUCCUCUUUGCAUUAUUAUCAGACAUGUUUCAGAAAGGAAGAUUCUGUCUUGCCUAUUGCUUCUUACCCACCUCAUCCCAUUAUCUUCUGACUGUUGCAGGAAAUUAACCACUGAAGAGAAAAUUAACAAUAAAGGUGACAUUUUCAGGGUGACAGAGGAUUAACACUGUCUUCAGUAACAAAAGAUCCCUUUUUAUUUCAUUAAGAAUAACAUAUUAAAAGUGACUACUAGGUAUUAACAAUUUCCGACUAGCACCAGUGCUUAGACAGGUUUACUGGUCCUCAGUUAAUACUGUAAUGAGUGCUGUAUAAUUACAGCCCUCCCAAGGAGAAUUUCUGUCACAGAAAGAAGCUCUUCAGACCUCAAGAUUGCAUAAUUAUGAUUACCCUCUUAUUUCUUCAGCAUCGUUUGUAAUUUCAAUUAAAAUCACAUAUCCACCAGAGUUGGAAACUAAUGCAUUAUCCCAAUUGAAAUUGGGAUUCUACUCUGCCACAGGCUAUAAAAUGUUGUGGCUUUCUAGCACUAGCAAUCCCUGUGUUAAUAGCCAUAAUCGUACAUAAUGUUGGGAUUAUGGUGCAGACAGAAAAGUGAGCUAUUUGUCAGAACUCUGUGACUUCAGGUUUCACAACCUACUGAAUCAAGAAAUAAAAUGUGCCACAAAAACCAUCACAGGUCCAGAGAAGCAACUGCUGCUUUAUUGUCUAUCUGACAGUUCCCCUGUAAUGAAAACAAAUACUAUAUUGCUUUGAAGAGCUGAAAUUCUAAAUAUAGCACAUGCCUCUGACUCAGGUAUUUUACAACCUGGUAGAUUUCAGGAAGCAUCGCGAAUCAGUGCGAUAGGUGUGCAUCAAUGGGAAAAUUUGAGUGUAAGUUCAAUUUCCUGGGUUUACUAUUAUUUCCAUUUUAAAGCUAUAGUAACUGACUCUAAAAGAUAGUAGGCACAGUCCAGCAAACAGCCCCAGUACAACUAACAUCAGGCCCACUUAUUUCAGAAAAAUACUAUUAACUUUUGCCUCAUUGUCCCCACUGACUUACUUUGAUAACCCAUUGAAUUUAAAGGUAACACUAUCCAAUGAACUCUGCUGGUAAUUAACAUAUUUUAGUGAACUUUUAGUAUAAACUUGCCUUCUCCACAGAAUAUUUAAACUGGCAAGGUUCUUCCUCCCCUCAGCUGCUCUUUUUGAAGGCUGACUUUGGGAAAUAUCAAGGUGUUUUCUGAGCAUGUCCAAACUCAGCACAAGAUCUAGCUGGUUUCUCUGCUCUUGUUGGGAAAAGGCCCUGGAGAGAUCCAUCAGGCAGCUUAGUAAGGGACAAGGCACCCUCAACUCUGAGCUAAGGAGGAAGUUUGGGGCUUAUUUUUGUAGAUGAAUUUAGCCUCUCUGAAACGUAUUGACAUCACAUUUAAGACUCAGUUCCUUUCAAGGGGCAGAUUAGGGUUGGUGAUGGGCACAGCUCCUACUGGCUAAUAAAAUUCAGCCAGGUUUGUGGGUCACAUUUCAGGUGUCUCAUAUUCAAUUUUCCACCACCAGAUUGUCAGCUCUGCCCUGAGUUUUUCCUCAGUAAGUGAUCACGAUGCUUACAGAGCAGGACUGCGUCCAGUUAAUCAAUGGAAAGCCUAUGGCCUCAAAAACUAUCCAGGUGAGUGUGUUUGUAUGACAAGCGAGGGGCAGGGGAGGACUUUUUUGAUGUGGUGUUUGCUUCUCUCAUUAUUUAUGAUAUAAAUGUUAUAUGAUCCAAAUUUAGUUGGGAGAACAGUUUGUAGCAACCUGUAUUGUUUCUGAAGGACAUAGGUUGUAAACUUGUAAGCUCUGUGUUCCUGCUGUUUCUCAAUGUUCUUUUCAGUGCUCACAUGUAUAGAGGCCCUAACAAUCUCUUCCCCAUCCACCUUCAUUUUUGUCUAGGGUUUAUAUUUAUCCCAGAUCCCUUCCUUCCUGGCUGCCAGCGUCACUGGGUGAAGCAGUGCCUGAAGACAUACACCCAGAAACCUAAUGUGUGCAAUUUGGAUAUGCACAUGUCUUCUACUGAAACCACUGAUCUGUGGGGGAAGAGUCAGCAUCAGUUGCGGUAUGUCCUGGUUCCAAAUAAUCCCAAGGCAAUUUGAUAAAAGGUCAUUUAUAUACAGUGGUACCUCGGGUUACAUAUGCUUCAGGUUACGGACUCCGCUAACCCAGAAAUAGUGCUUCAGGUUAAGAACUUUGCUUCAGAAUAAGAACAGAAAUCGUGCUCCAGCGGUGCGGCAGCAGCAGGAGGCCCCAUUAGCUAAAGUGGUUCUUCAGGUUAAGAACAGUUUCAGGUUAAGUACGGACCUCCAGAAUGAAUUAAGUACUUAACCCAAGGUACCACUGUAUCUCCUUUAUAUCCCAGUUCAAUAAUCACUGACCCCAUCUGUAUGAGUGCCAUUGGUCACUCCCAGAGUUGGCUCAUUCAACAACAUCAUGAAUUCAAGCCUUUAGUGUCAUCAGCCCAGUAUUGUGGAAUACUCUGCCAGUAGAUACUGCAGGCACCUGCUGUUUCAGCUUUCAAAUGCCUGCUGAAAGCUUCUAUUUUGUCAGGGUUAUUCAGACAGUUGAGAGCAUAUCCACAAUAAUUUCUGAUUUCAACUUUUUUAUUUUUUUAUUGUAUUUUGUAUUGUUUUAACUGCUCUGAUUUUUUUAUGAAUAGUUAUAUAUAAAUAUGUUUAUAAGUAAUAAAGUCUCUUAACUGUGUUCUAAGUGUCUGGUAUUGUCUUUGGUUCUAUUUAAGAAUAACCAAGGAGCUAACGUAUUUCUAUUCAGAUUAUUUAACAGUAACCAACUUGUUCUUUGAAACAAACUAGGUAUUUACUAUUUUUUUAAAAAAAAUAAUACACGGAAAAUAACCCAUUGAUGUUUAUCCAUAGUGUACUAAUUUCAAGAUACAGCUUUGUCUUGGUUGCUAACUAUUCUCAGUGCUGGAUUCAUGAACUUAGAGGCCCUCUGUGCUGCUCUGUGCUGUUCAUUCACCCUAUUACAUGUGACUGUGUCAAAAUUAGGGUUGUAUAAGGAUAUUAUAAUAAUAAUAAUAAUAAUAAUAAUAAUAAUAAUAUGCUUCCCUAUUACCAGACAACUUUAGAACAAUUCCUGCUGUAAGUCAGAGCAGGGGACAAAUGCCAGCUCCCUCGGCCUGAAAAGCAAGAUGAGCGCUACACCCCAUAGUCGUCUUUGACUGAACUUAACAAGCCAGGGGUCCUUUACCUUUUACCUUUAGCUACUUCUAGUGAUGGGGAGAGUGGUAAGAACAAUCAUGUAAGCAGUUGAAAGCUUGGACUUAGCCAAGAAAGUGAAAGGCUUUCUCCCCUUUUCCCUUGAGGAUUUCUUCUACCUCAACUUCUUUCUCUGAGGAUUUUUUUGUCUUUGAUUCUUCUGUGAGCAGUAGAGGAAGCUGCGCUGCUCAAGCAGUUUUGGAGAUACAAUUUUUGCAGCAUGGCAGUGAAUUAACCUUAUUUGUAGUUGUUUGACCUGAGUUUUUGACAUUACAGUUGGGCAUCCAGUCAAGCAAAGGGGCCAAAGGAUUAAAUGAGGCUGAAAUGCACUUGCAGAGUAAUGUAAUUAAAACUUGUCAUUAUCUGCACAUGGAGCCAGUUAUUUGUAAAGGCUGCCGGUUCUAUUUGACCCGGCAAUGAAAUUUAAAUGCUGAAGUUUUACCUCUAUACAACUUUCCUCCAGCACCAGGAUAAAGGAUUUCAACAGUGACUGUGUAAUUGCCCUGGGAGGUCUUAAAUGGUAAAGUCAGGUGAUUUGCGCUUCUUUUCAGUUGUUAUUUUAAAAGUCUUUUUUAUUGCCCAAAUAUGGGCUUUUGGGUGUGUUCUCUGAUUUUGAUGUCUGAACUGACUUAUAACAAGUUGAUGGUUUAGAAAUACCCCAAUAAGUAAAUAUUUGGAACUACAGUCAUACCUCUUGUUACGUUCGGUUCAGGUUAUGUCUUUUCAGGUUGCGUCCCGUGGCGACCUGGAAGUACCAGAAAGGGUUACUUCAGGGUUUCGCCACAUGCACAGAUGCGCAAAAUGGUGUCAUGCGCAGAAGCGGCGACCCGCGCUUGCGCAGACGCGGGUUGCGUUCCUUUCAGGUUGCGAACGGAGCGCCGGAACGGAUCCCGUUUGCAACCAGAGGUACCACUGUAGUGUAUUUCUGCUUUUAAGGUAAUGUGGUGUAGACCUCUUUCCAUGGUCAGAGAUGUUGGGUGUCUGCCUUGACCUGGUUGUUGCAAGCAGAUCCCACUGACAAACUUUUAAUAUCCUUUCUCUUUCGUUUUAGAGCUAAUUUCAUAGUGACCGAAGACAGUGAUGCCAUGAUAAUAAUAAUAAUAAUAAUAAUAAUAAAAAUAGUAAUAACAACAAUAAUAUAUUUCUUAAACCCUGCCCAACCGACUGGGCUGCCCCAGCCAUGCUGGACAGCUUUCCAAAAAAAUACAGAGGGAAAGAAAAAAAGAAAGAAAGCAUUAUAAACUUGAUUAUACCAAAUUGAAUUGCAUACACACACAAAAACAACAACACAAUACUCAAUGUAGGUGGACUCGGGAGACCUGGAGGCUUCCCUGCACCUUUCCACGCAUAGAUCUGUGACCUACAGCCAUUUCUUUGCUACUCUGGAGCUUCUGUAGUUUUCAAAGUUUUGCAGAUGCAUCUCAGUUCUGCUGUGCAGCACUGUCUGCCAUCUUAAUUAGGGGCACCCUGCCAAGAUGUGUCAGUGUUCUUCAACCAGCUCUCCAAACUCACUUGCUGUUUCUCCUCCCACUCACCCGGCUCUUCCAGUGCUCUUUAAUCCUGACCUGCAGUUCUCCCUGCUGCUUUGUUCUCAGCAGCAUGGAAUAUCAUAUUAGGCACGACAGCAAUUGCUUGUGAAGCUACGUGAAAAUAUGAAGACCCGAGCAGCUUACUAAAAAUAUGUCAUGAACUUUGUGUCUCUCGGUCAACUACAACAUAGUUUCUCUAGGCACUUAGAAAAUUAAUUUGCAAGUGCCAAAUUCAGUGCAAUUUGUCUGUGUCUUGGAAGCUUGGGGCUGCUUGUGGAUCUCAGUGUCACAGGCAGUGCUAAAAGUUAUUGCACAAAAGUAACUGGAUUUCUUUUUGGUGAGAUUAAGGAAGAAAAUAGAAUAAUUUAUUCUGUUAAAAAAGGAUAGUAGUAGUGGGUGCAAGUUGGAUUUCUUCCUGUGCACUUAAAGAUAGGGAGGCCCAGCUUUCCAGAUCAGAUACUGCUAUUGAGAUUAUGUAACUUCAAGGCUUGGUGGCCUGAAUUUGUGUGCUUUUUUCUACCCUAUCCGUCUUGUUUUCCUUUUGUAUUGUAUCUAUUGGAUAUUAAGCCUGCCAGCAGCUACUACCCUUUAAAAAUAUAUCUGUACACUGCUUAGAAAAUUUUAGGUUCUUCACAAGUGAUAAAUAAUAAUAAAGAAUUUGAACCACUUGGCACUAUCAUAUAUCAAAAUGCUCUGAAAAGAGGCCCCCAAGUUGCGUGUCUUAGUAUUUCAUUGAUUUGAAAUGACAAGUUACAGGAACAUGCAAUUAUCUGUGGAUUGGGAAACAUGAUCUUUUUAUCAUUAUCACAUGCAAUCCUACAUGAAUUCUGAUAGGCAAUCUGCCAUAUUGUUGCAAGAGAAAAAUGGAAUGGGUUUCAGUUACUUUAGAUUCAAAGAUAUUUCAAGAUGGAACUUUAAUUCCUCCAGUCAGACCAGCUCAGCUUUCCAUUAAGCCUCUUACACAAAUUGACAUCUUUCCCAGUCUUGGAAAUACUCAUCUUAUCCAGCUUUUCUUCACCCUUCCAUAGUUCCAUUUCACUUUUCCAAAAUACUUUCUGUGAAUUGCCUUAAUCGACCCUUCAGCUCACAGCCCAUUUUUUUUCGCUUUAUAUUUUUAUCAUUGAACCUAUUGUUGAAAAUGUAGCACAGAUCAAAACUGACUCACAUUUGUACAAGUAGUAAUGAGAAUCAAGCUUUAUGGGCAGGCUUUUUUAAAGUUAAGAAUUGUAUUAAGCUGCAUCAGAAACUUGGCUUUCUGUAUAAAACUCUUGCAAAGAUUCAUAAUUGAAAUUGAUUUUUUUUUUGUAAUUUUCUUUUGUAUCUUUCCAGAAACAAAAGUUCCAGCAAACGGGCCUCAAAAACUUUACUGGAAAAGCUUCGCUGGGUGACUUUGGGUUACCAUUAUAACUGGAAUACAAAGGUAUUCAAGGACAACAGAGCCUCUUGGCAAUGUAUAACAGGAAGAUAAUAUGAUAGCAAAUAUUUGUUGAUUUUAUUUUUGCAGUGGUUAGAAAAUGUAAGCAUAAAGUCACUGUGCAAGCUUUCUGCUAAAGACACCAUGGCUUCUUAAAGAUAUUUGAAGCCAAAACAUGCUAAUCAGAUUGAAAACUUGAGGUAGAGUGAGAAAGAAUUGUCUAUCAGCAUGCUGCAGACAUGCUUAACCAAAUGAGCCUGCAGCCUUAUCUGCUUAUUGCCUGGCCUUAAUAAGAAAUCCACCUAUUCCCAGUCUUCUCAUCAGAAACAUUUAGCAAAUCAUAUUGAGGUUUCUAGUUCAGGGAAGUUUGUAUUUAGGAAUUUGUGGGAAAGAUUCUGGACUAUGUCACCCCUGUGUGAAAAAUAUUAAUCAUCAUGUCUGAUAUACUGAGUGUCUUGAUUUUUGUUCCUGGGUCUGAACUACAAAAUCACUGUUGCAACCGCUAGCACUAACUGAGCUUCUUGUUGGCAAUAGCAGAGGAAGUGACAGUUGAGGCUCUAAAGCCCAUUUUGAAUGGAUGUUACACUUGGAACUCCAGUAGGGAAAGCUGCCUAAUCUGCUCCCCACUUCAACUUUGGAAAGGAGAUAGUGGGCUCCAACACAACCAGGCAUUGACCUAAAACUCACUUUAAGUCACGACUGGAUUUGUUCAUAGGAUGGCUUUGUUCCUCUGGAAUUCUGUUUGCGUAUUUGUUGUUGUUCUUUUGCUCCUUCACCAGAAAUAUUCAGCCAACCACUACACGCCUUUUCCAUCUGACUUGGCUUUCCUCUCGGAGCAAGUGGCUAAAGCUUGUGGUUUUCCACGUUUCCAAGCGGAAGCAGGAAUCCUCAACUACUAUCACUUUGAUUCAUCUUUGGGAAUUCACGUGGAUGAGUCCGAAUUGGACUAUUCUCAACCGCUUCUAUCUUUCUGGUAGGCUACCCAAACAUUUUGUAAAAGGCAGCAUACACCUUUCAUCUUCUAGCUAAUGCAUCUUGAUUAAAGUGUACAAAUGACAGGUUUCAUGUGGCAAGCACAAACUUCCUGCCUCUGGAAGUAUGAAGUGUAGGGAAAUAGGGCAGAUCAAGAUCAUGGGCAGCAACCGACUACUGAUCCAGAUUAGUAGGAUUGCUGAAGUCUAUGGGAGCCAUUGUUUAUUUCAUUUAUAAACAUUGAUUCCGUAUUCCCCCCCCCCCAAUAACAGCCCUGUAGGCUAGCCUGUCAAUUGACCUUUGUCCAUCCCAACAUUCUGCACUGUUCCCGAGUUUCUUCUCUGUAAAUUUGAGGUCAGACUGCAUGUGAAGGCUACAACCCAAAAUAGAAGACCUAUUCUGUGGAAGAAGCAGGGAAGGAGUACUUCUUAAUGCUUCUUUUUCUUUACUGUUUACAUUGGGGAAAGUGCCAGUAUAUAAUUUCUAUUAUUGGGGUUAGAAUGGAGAGGGAGUUUUAGCAGAAAAAUCACCAGUUGGGAGAUAGUUGAGAAACACAUGGCUGCGUUUUGUAAAAGAAAAUAAUAACACCUGGGACAAGCUACGUGCUGUCAGGUGUCCUGUGUGGUUUGGCCCUGCGAAUAACUUUGACCAUUACAUAAGAACAGGGCAAGCUCACCCAUGAGACAAGGUGAGGCCACCGCCUUGGGUGGCAGGAUCCACAGCGGCAGCAGAUCCCAAUGUAGAUAUUUAGUCUCUCCCCACCCUUGUUUCUGAUGUAGAUCUUCACUAACCCUUCUUCAAUGAUAGGGAGUAGGACACCAUUUUGCAAUUUGCCUCAGGUGCUAGUAUGUUUUGGAAGUUGCCCCAUACCUGUGAAACACCCUCCCUUCAGAUGUCAAGGAGAUAAAGAGCUAUGUAACUUUUAGAAGACAUCUGAAGGCUGCCCUAUAUUGGGAAGCCUUUAAUGUUCGAUGUUUUAUUAUGUUUCAAUAUACAGUGGUACCUCAGGUUAAGUACUUAAUUCGUUCUGGAGGUCCGUACUUAACCUGAAACUGUUCUUAACCUGAAGCACCACUUUAGCUAAUGGGGCCUCCCGCUGCCGCCGCGCGAUUUCUGUUCUCAUCCUGAAGCAAAGUUCUUAACCUGAAGCACUGUUUCUGGGUUAGCGGAGUCUGUAACCUGAAGCGUAUGUAACCUGAAGCGUAUGUAACCCGAGGUACCACUGUAUGCUGUAAGCCGCCCAGAGCGGCUGGGGAAACAAAGCCAGAUGGGUGGGGUAUAAUUAGUGACAUUAUUAUUAUUUAUUAAGUCAGGUCCAUCUAGGUCAGAAUUGUGUGCUGACUGGCAGCGGCUAUCCAGGAUUUCAGGCAGGGGUGUCUCCCAGACCAACCUGGAAAUGCCAGGGAUCAAACCUGGGACCUUCUGAAUGUAAAGCAGACGUUCUGCCACUGAGCUACAGCUCUUUCCCUAAUAAACGUGUUAAAAGUACCAUAAGAGGAAGGGUGUGGGGAGCUGUUUGUUUGCUUUAGAGUUGAAUGAGAUAACACUUUGGAAAGUGCAUAUGUAUUAUGUAAAUUAUAACAUAAAAAGAAUGAAUAUAGCACAACACGCGUGGUCUACCUUGCCUAUUGAGAAGAGAAUAGCUGGUAAAAUCUUCCCAUAGCUACAGUUUUACUAACUGCCUUCCCUCUUUUUCCUCUGUUUAGUUUUGGACAGUCAUCCAUAUUUUUGUUAGGGGGGCUGAAACGAGAUGAAGCCCCUGUGGCCAUGUUCAUGCACAGCGGGGACAUGAUGAUCAUGUCCGGCUUCAGCCGCCUGCUGUACCACGCAGUCCCCAGGAUUCUUCCCAACCUGGAGGGGAAGCCUUUGCCUUCUUGCCUGGAGCUGCCUCUCCCUGCUGACCUUCCUGAAGACUCUGUUAUGGAGCCCUGCUCUCAGGAGGACUGGCAAGUCUGUGCCAAGUAUCUGCAAGCAUCCCGUGUCAACAUGACUGUCAGGCAAGUGCUUGCUGAAGGUCAGAGCUUCCCAACUGAAGCCAGGACAGGGAGAGACCUGGAUGCUUCCUCCAUAGGCUCUUAUCAUGAGGAGCACAGUGAAAUAAAAAAGCAUAAGUCUGAUUCGGGCAGCUGAAACCUGGCCAUAUGGAGCAGCAACAUACGAAGUGGAUGUGUAACAAAACGUUUUGAACUUUGUGGGCAAAGUACAUGGCUCAGACCAAAAUACUACUUGUGUUGUGUUUUCUCCCAAGGUCACACAACUAAAGAAUGUCACUCCAGUGCUUUGGUUAACACCAUCUGAAUAUAAUAUACAUUCCCUGACUUAUAGCUGUCUUGUUACUCACUGUUACAAGUGACAUCUUUUAGAAGACAUCUGAAGGCAGCCCUGUUUAGGGAAGUUUUUAAUAUCUGAUGUUUUAUUGUAUUUUUUUUGUUUUGUUGGAAGCUGCCCAGAGUGGCUGGGGAAACCCAGCCAGAUGGGCAGGGUAUGUAUGUAUGUAUAAAUGUAUGUAUGUAUAAAUAAAUUAUUAUUAUUAUUACUACUACUACUACUGUGAGGUAUUAGGACUGGAGGGAGGCACCAGCCAAAGGAGCAGCUGUUAAGUUUCAGAUUUUUGCAACCCUAGGUCGUGCCUAAAAUAAGCAGGUAUGGGUCUGUUUCCUGCCUAGGCGGGAGGCCAUAAGGGGAACCCAGAGGAGGGAAUGUUACAGAUAAAUAAUAAACCAAAUUUUAACUUUGGUUCAGACUGAAAUGGCCAUUCAAAGACACUUUGCUUGCAGCACAAUGUACAUCCCUUCAUACUGCUAGCCUGAAGUCCUCCUGAGUUGUCUAGAGAGACCUGCUGUAUGCCUUGCAAUGUGCUUAUUACCCACUGACUGAUACCAAGGGUUCAUUUUGAGGGUGGGAUGAGGCUUUUAUUUAAAACAACCUCCCUUUCUCGGAGGAAAAUAAUUAGGGACUGUGUAGUGAUUUUUCUAUUCAAUAUGUCCUUUUCUUCCCCUUGUCUCUGAAUACUAAAACUGCCCUGUUCCAUCAGCGUCAGGCCGUUUGGCUGCCUGCAUAAUGCAAUCUUUGCAGUCUGCCUCCUUCAGGAGCAAGCAGAAGAGAAUGACUUUACAAACAGGAACAAUGAAGUUGUAGAUGAAGCGCCCAGAAAGAAAAUUAAUCAGCGACUAUCUCUAUUGCCCAAAAGGUAAAUAUAUUGAAACAAAUAAGGACAACACAGUAUUCAGUGCCCAUCUGUUUUAGGAUUCCGACUUCCCUAUCUGGUUUUUAAUGCAAUUUUAAUUGCCAGAGUGCAGCGCUCUGUCCCAGGGGUGUUUUGUCGCACUUUUCCCAUGAAUAAGCUUACUCUGUUUUAAAUUAAAGAUCCCUAUCUGUCUUGGAGGGCUGUUUCUCUCUCUUUCCUCCUCCCCUCCUCCUUUUUGCUUAGUUAUUUUGUUCAUGCUGCAGUAUUGUUCAUGCUGCCUUGAGCAACUCUCACCUUUUCCUUCAGGCUGUGUCUAGCUCUGCUGUUCCUGAUAUCCCCCAGCAGAACAAGGAGUAUCUGUUCACCUCUACAUGGCUAAACUCUGAGGAAGUUGGACAUUUCUUUGCAAUGCUCAACCAUGGUGUGAGUUUGGUAUAGUCCUCCAUAUCUCUCUCUGGGCUAUUCAUUCCUGUGGUGCAUCAGGAUUUUCAAAAGAAAACAACUGGCACCUGUUUUCAGAUGUUAGGCUUGCAUUUCAUUAAUGGUUCAAAGUCUUUUCUGCGCAGGCAUUCAGUAUGGAAUGAUAUUAAUAAAUUAGUUUUCCUGAGAUAACAUGUGAGGGUACACAAAGGAAGAACUGAAUUCUCUUUCACAUUGAGACUCAGAAACAGCACACAUUUGCCAGCAAAUGCAGCUGGGAGCUGCAUGCAGUCAUGGCUCUCUGACAUGCUUGUUGUGUUCACUCUUAGCAUUUCCAGGGGAAUACUUAAGCUUUCUUCUAAGUAAGCAUGCAUAGGGUUACACUGUUGAAAUGUUUGGGGUAUAUAUGUAUAAAACUAUAAUGUGUACAGUAGCUCACAGAUCUCCCAUAUAAAGUAUGUACCUGAGAUGGCCACUUCUGCUUCCGCUUGUUGUGGAAAGAAGGGGGGUGUUUAGGUUUACCUUAAGAGAGGUUGGCUGCUGUCAAUUAGUGCAGUUCAGCUAAUCCCAGGACAUUUUAAAUUGUGCUCAGUGUGGCUGCCUAUCAUUUUAUUUAACAAACUAUAUAUAUAUAUAUAUACACACACACACACACACACACACACAGAGAGAGAGAGAGAGAGCGCGCGCGUGAGUGGCACUGUGGUCUAAACCACAGAGCCUAGGGCUUGCUGAUCAGAAGGUUGGCGGUUCGAAUCCCCACGACAGGGUGCGCUCCCAUUGCUCGGUCCCUGCUCCUGCCAACCUAGCAGUUCGAAAGCACGUCAAAGUGCAAGUAGAUAAAUAGGUACCACUCCGGUGGGAAGGCAAAUGGCUGCUCUGGUUCGCCAGAAGCGGCUUAGUCAUGCUGGCCACACGACCCGGAAGCUGUACUCCCUCAGCCAGUAAAGCGAGAUGAGCGCCACAACCCCAGAGUCGUUCGCGACUUGACGUAAUGUUCAGGGGUCCCUUUACCUGUAUACCAUUUAAUUGUAAGAAAACCUCUAAGUGGUUUACAAAAAUGUUUUUCUCCAUCCCCAAUUAAUCUUUUGUACUACUAGCCCAGAAAAAUGGUUGUAGGUCAAUAUAAUUAUCCCAUUGUGUUGGGGUUGGGGGGACUUUCCCUUGGAUACAUUAAUAAGCAUAUCCUAAUUGAUAGCAGUUAAGAUGUGCCAGCCAUUUGUUCUAAACUCUGUUACUACUCCUUGAUUAAAUACAUGGUUAUUUAAAACCAACAUUUUAAUAGUACAGUCUCCUAUUUGUUGCUAGUAUUGCAUCUGGAGAUACCUCUACUUCCUUGAGGUAGUACCUCUGGCGAGAGAUGGGCUGCACCUCAGCAGCUGGCAAGAAUGUGUUUGCCAAGAGUCUUGAGAAUCUGAUCAGAAGAGCUUUAAACUAGAUCUUGAGGGGGAGGUAGAAAACUAUACGAAUGACGAAAGAGCACCUGUCACUGGGGAUAAUAGCUUCAUUGAUACACAGGAAACUGAGGUGGUGCUCCAGAAACCUGCUAAAGGGCAAGAAACUGCAGGAAGGAAGUAGUUGCAGAGAACAACUCAUGGUUUCAGUUGUCUCUACAUAAAUGCACAGAAUAUGGGAAAGAAACAAGAUGAAUUGGAGCUUUUAAUACAGCAAAUACAACCUUAUAAGCAUGACUGAAACCUGGUGGGAUGAGACUCAUGACUGGAAUGUAGGAAUUGUGGGGUAUAGCCUGUUCAAAGGGAAUAGACCAAACAGGAAGGGAGGACGAGUAGCAUUGUAUAUAAAGGAUGUGUAUACUUGUGAAGAAAUCCAUGAUCUGGAGCAUGAAAAGCAGAUUGAGAGUAUACGGGAAAAAAUUGUAGGAGAGAGAAACAACAGUGCCCUUACUAUGGGUGUCUGCUAUAGACCGCCUAGCCAGACUGAAGCCUUGGAUGAUGCCUUAUUAGAGCAUUAUUACCAAACAUUUGAAAAGGAGAGAAAUAGUAAUCAUGGGGGACUUCAACUUCCCUGAUGGCUGUUGGGACUCAAACUCUGCCAAGAGUGUAAGGUCUGACAAAUUCCUCCAUUGCCUCUAUUGUCUGAGAAAUUCCUCCAAUUUCAUUUCCCAGAAGGUGGAAGAACCGACAAGGGGAUCAUCUAUCUUGAACCUGGUCCUCACCAAUAGGGAGGAACUGAUUAAUGAGGUGGAAGUGCCUGGAAACUUGGGCGGAAGUGAUCAUAUUAUCCUGGGUUUCAGGAUACAGAGGCAAGGGAAAACUGAGUGUAGUCGGACACACGCUCCGGAUUUUAAGAAGGCCAAUUUCAAAAAGCUGAAGGAACUACUGGGUGUGAUCCCGUGGUCAGAAAUACUCAAUGAGAAGGGAAUCCAAGAAGGAUGGGAACUUCUAGAAAGAGAAAUUUUGAAGGCUCUAAUGCAGACAAUACCAACAAGAAAGAAAAGUGGGAGGCAUGUAAGGAAACCGGUGUGGCUACAUGAGGAGCUUACAGUUGAGAGUUUAAAAGGGCAUGUAUAAGAAAUGGAAGAAAGAGGAAGUCACAAAGGAGGAGUAUACAUGAAUAGCCAACAGUUGCAGGGGGAAAGUCAGGCUGGCUAAAGCUCAGAAUGAGCUCAGGCUUGCAAGACAGCUUAGAAAUAAUAAAAGGUUUCUUCGGUUACGUCCAGUGUAAGAAGAACAAGCAAGUGAUGGGUCCUCUGCAUGGGGAACACGGAGAAAUGCUAUUGGGUGACAGAGAAAAUGUGGAACUACUCAACACCACUAUUCAGUGCUGUCUUAUUAAGCACCUUGAAUUACCUGAGAAAAGUAUCCUUCCUGCUUUGCAUUUUCCGAAGGAGAUUGAGAGAAGUAGUGUCCUGUAGCAGGGCUCCUGGGAGUCUGGUUUCCCAAGGGAGUCUCAUAAGCAUCCAUUCCUUUCUUUGUUAGGUGCUUGAGGAAGAGAUAAGGACCUUUUUUCUCAUUAACAGAAAGGUCCUGUUGAUUACAGAAGAGGGAAAAACAAACUAUAGUUUGCUGUGGCACAUUACAGCCAUAAUGAGGCUCAGAAGAGCCAACUGAUGAGUAUUGGAGAUGGUUAUUGAUUUUUAAAUGAUGGAAGAUUCAGCACACAGAAGUGAAUCUAGGAGCCAGACUCAUUCUUCAUGCCAUGUUUCUUGGUUACAUAUAGUCAGCACAGUACAAAGAGAGGGGGGUACAGUACGUUCUUGACAUCCGUCUGCCUUGGGAGACAAUGGAGGAGUGCACCUUUGAAGGUGAAGCUACCCCUCCCAGUUUGUUGCCAUCUGCAAAUUUGAUGAGCAUCCCCUCAAUUCCUUCAUCCAAGUUGUUUGAAUCGGAGCAAACGGAGCAAAUUGGGUUUUCUGUGGGUUGCCGCUUGCUCCAGUGCAGCGGUAAAAUGGAUUGUUUUGUUUUUUUCAGGGAAAGUGCCAGAGCUAAAAUAAAAUAAAAACACAACUUGGACAUGCGGCAUUAAAGUGGAGACCUGUGACUGG
Messenger RNA from Podarcis lilfordi (Lilford's wall lizard), 19356 nucleotides. Lineage: Eukaryota; Metazoa; Chordata; Lepidosauria; Squamata; Lacertidae. The record is from the annotation of a GenBank genome assembly.